UAACAUUUUGUCAAAAACGUGGAGGUUUUGACAGUAUGUUUCAGAAUACAGCGACCAAUUCAAUAACCGUUGAAUAAUUCUUAAUCUAUUGACUGGGAUAACAAGUUCGUGAAUUAAAAGUGGACUGAAACAGAAUAGACUGCCUUCUAGUGUUCAACACCAAAGAGGAAAAAAAAUCCGGGAAGGAUGGGGUGUGUACUUAAACAUCUGACCAGUGCGACAUUGCUGCUGAUUCUAUUUUCCGCCGUUGUAUUGAAAGAAGUAUCGGGUGAUGAUGAUAACCUAUUGAAUGUGGCAGCGGCAGGGAAAUCAGUGAGCAAGGCUUCAUCAGAAUCUAAAGAGAAGGUUGAUAAUGAAAGUUCAGAUGAAGGAUCAUUGCUUAGCUCUCUAAGGAAAGCUAAAGGAAAUGUGGGAUUUCUUCAUGCAUUUGUGGCAUCUUUGUCUGUGAUAAUUGUGUCAGAACUUGGAGACAAGACUUUCUUUAUUGCCGCAAUUAUGGCUAUGCGACAUUCUAGGGUGACUGUCUUUUCUGGUGCUAUAGGAGCACUUGGACUUAUGACCAUUCUAUCAGCUGUCCUGGGAUAUGCUACAACCAUCAUUCCUAAGUAUGUUACUCACUAUGCUUCAUCGUUAUUGUUUGCUGUAUUUGGAAUCAAAAUGCUUAAAGAAGGCUAUGAAAUGUCUCCUGAUGAAGGACAGCAUGAAUAUGAAGAAGUUCAAGCUGAUCUUAAAAAGCGUGAUGAUGAGCGACUCAAACAGAGCUCUGGAGUACAGGAUAUAGAGACUGGUAUAAUAAGAACACCGGGACGAAACCUUUGUUAUGGAGUAUUAGGAACAAUUUUUCUGCAAGCCUUCACAUUAACUUUUUUGGCCGAAUGGGGGGAUCGGUCACAAAUUGCUACCAUCAUUUUAGGUGCAAGGGAGAAUGUGUUGGGCGUCAUCAUAGGUGGUAUUUUAGGUCACGCACUAUGUACAGGUCUAGCUGUCUUAGGAGGCAGAAUAGUUGCUCAGAAAAUUUCUGUCCGAACAGUGACUCUGACCGGCGGAGUAGUAUUCCUGGUGUUUGCUUUGUCAGCGUUUGCUGUUGGACCAUACUGACGAAGAAUCAGCUUUUUUAGUAGUAGGACUGUAUAAGAGAAUUUUUUAUUUAUUUUUAUAUCAGUAUGCUGUACUUUGUUGUUGGCGACAAAGAAAUGUGAUAUGAAAAUACUCUUUACUGUUUCUGAUGAUGUAAAAACAAAAUGAGAAUGCCUCUAAUCUUUCUGUUUUGGAUAAUUCCUCUGAAUAUUAAUUACAUAAAAUUAGUUUAACAUUUUUUCUGCCAAAAAAACAAUACUUUUUUUCAUUUUUGUAAUGAAGA
This is a messenger RNA of Ylistrum balloti, 1360 nucleotides long. Its product is annotated as transmembrane protein 165-like. Gene Ontology annotation, cellular component: Golgi apparatus. Gene Ontology annotation, biological process: calcium ion transmembrane transport; Golgi calcium ion transport; manganese ion transmembrane transport. The transcript has 7 exons. Gene Ontology annotation, molecular function: calcium ion transmembrane transporter activity; manganese ion transmembrane transporter activity. The coding region runs from base 187 to 1098 and encodes 303 amino acids. The record is from RefSeq and is a predicted model, not a curated record. Lineage: Eukaryota; Metazoa; Mollusca; Bivalvia; Pectinida; Pectinidae.